This is a messenger RNA of Leptosia nina, 2370 nucleotides long. Lineage: Eukaryota; Metazoa; Arthropoda; Insecta; Lepidoptera; Pieridae. The record is from the annotation of a GenBank genome assembly.
AUGUAUGCAGAGAAAAGAUUAAUCUAUGCUUUUCUCCUGGGUCCUGUGCCGGUCGCGCCAGUCCAGUCUGCGCUGCCGUCUACUGGAAUACACACGCACCAGACCCUCAAACCUCUCACUUGCCCAGUCUACGCUGCCGACUCGGAGGCCGAUCGCUUCCUCCAGUCUACGCUGCUGCCUCCUGAGAUUCUCAUGCGCCUUAUUAACGCUACCACCUCCAAUGCUUGUCGUGUACACAUUGGAGGCUGGUCGUGCUUGGCGAUCUACAUCGCCCCCUCCGAGCCUGGUCGUGCUCUCCGACCUACACUCCCGACUCCGAGCCUGGUCGUGCUCAGCGGUCUACACUGCCGACUCCAAGCCUGGUCGCGCGCAGCGGUCUACUCUGCCGACUCCGAGGCUGGUCGAGCUCGGCGGUUUACAUUCCUGACUCCGAGCCUGGUCGUGCUCGGCGGCUUACACUCCCGACUCCGAGCCUGGUCGUGCUCGGCGGCUUACACUCCCGACUCCGAGCCUGGUCCUGCUCGGCGGUCUACACUGCCGACUCCGAGGCUUGUCGUGCUCGGCGGUCUACGCUGCCGAUUCCAAGCCUGGUCGCGCUCAGCGGUCUACUCUGCCGACCCCGAGGCUGGUCGCGCUCGGCGGUCUACUCUGCCGACUCCGAGGCUGGUCGCACUCGGCGGUCUACUCUGCCGACUCCAAGGCUGGUCGCGCGCGGCGGUCUACUCUGCCGACUCCGAGGCUGGUCGAGCUCGGCGGUUUACAUUCCUGACUCCGAGCCUGCGGUCUACACUGCCGACUCCAAGCCUGGUCGCGCGCGGCGGUCUACUCUGCCGACUCCGAGGCUGGUCGAGCUCGGCAGUUUACAUUCCUGACUCCGAGCCUGGUCGUGCUCGGCAGUUUACAUUCCUGACUCCGAGCCUGGUCGUGCUCGGCGGCUUACACUCCCGACUCCGAGCCUGGUCGUGCUCGGCGGCUUACACUCCCGACUCCGAGCCUGGUCCUGCUCGGCGGUCUACACUGCCGACCUCGAGGCUGGUCGUGCUCAGCGGUCUACACUGUCGACUUCAAGCCUGGUUCUUGCUCGGCGGUCUACACUGUCGACUUCAAGCCUGGUCGUGCUCGGCGGCUUACACUCUUGACUCCGAGGCUGGUCGUGCUCAGCGUUCUACACUGCCGACUCCGAGGCUUGUCGCGCUCAGCGGUCUGCUCUGCCGACCCCGAGGCUGGUCGCGCUCGGCGGUCUACUCUGCCAACUCCGAGGUUUGUCGUGCUCGGCGGUCUACGCUGCCGAUUCCAAGCCUGGUUGCGCUCGGUGGUCUACGCUGCCUAUUCCAAGCCUGGUCGCGCUCGGCGGUCUACGCUGCCGAUUCCAAGCCUGGUUGCGCUCGGUGGUCUACGCUGCCGAUUCCAAGCCUGGUCGCGCUCGGCGGUCUACUCUGCCGACCCCGAGGCUGGUCGCGCUCGGCGGUCUACUCUGCCGACUCCGAGGCUGGUCGCGCUCGGCGGUCUACUCUGCCGACUCCGAGGCUGGUCGCGCUCGGCGGUCUACUCUGCCAACUCCGAGGUUUGUCGUGCUCGGCGGUCUACGCUGCCGAUUCCAAGCCUGGUUGCGCUCGGUGGUCUACGCUGCCUAUUCCAAGCCUGGUCGCGCUCGGCGGUCUACGCUGCCGAUUCCAAGCCUGGUUGCGCUCGGUGGUCUACGCUGCCGAUUCCAAGCCUGGUCGCGCUCGGCGGUCUACUCUGCCGACCCCGAGGCUGGUCGCGCUCGGCGGUCUACUCUGCCGACUCCGAGCCUGGUCGUGCUCGACGGUCUACACUGCUGACUCCGAGCUUGGUCGCGCUCGCCAAUGUAGUCUUCUACACCCCAAUGCAGGACCAGUUCCAGGUUUCCCAAUCUUCACUACGCUGCAGGCAACAUCUGCCAGGUACCCUCUGAUCCUGACUUUGGUUCCGGUCUUCGAUGCCUGCCAUCGCUGCGGGGUGCGUGCCGCCUUCCAGACAGAUCUGCAGUUCAGACUACCGCUGUCCCUAGUUCUCGUCGCUACUCCGAUUAGGCGGCCACAAGUUGCUGCGAAUGAUGUUCUAGAUAUCCCAGCAUUUGCUCUUCAUUUGAAAAAAAAAAAGAGCGAAAAUCAAGAAAGAGCGAAGAUCGAGAAAGAAGAGGAAGAGCGACGAUCUAGGACGAAGACCGGAGACCGAGGACCAAGGACGAAGACCGGGGACCGAGGACUGAGGACGAAGACCAGGGACCGAGGACGAAGACCAGGGACCGAGGAGCAAGUACGAAGACCGGAGACCGAGGGGCAAGGACGAAGACCGGAGGCCGAGGAGCAAGGACGAAGACCGGAGACCGAGGAGCAAGGACGAUGA